This is a messenger RNA of Hordeum vulgare subsp. vulgare (domesticated barley), 1210 nucleotides long. RefSeq names its product protein synthesis inhibitor II-like. Gene Ontology annotation, biological process: negative regulation of translation. The transcript has a single exon. The record is from RefSeq and is a predicted model, not a curated record. Lineage: Eukaryota; Viridiplantae; Streptophyta; Magnoliopsida; Poales; Poaceae. Gene Ontology annotation, molecular function: rRNA N-glycosylase activity. Bases 170 to 1036 code for a protein of 288 amino acids.
AUGCUCUUCCAUAUCCCCUCGCCCUUGUCGGUCUCAUCUACGUAGCUUGUAGCCCACAGAGCAAGCAGUGGCACCUGUUCUGCCUCUCCCACCGGCGCGGCCAUCUAUAUAUCUACUCUACAACAAGAUUUUGGAUUUCGUUUUCAGUUUUGUACCGCUCCUGGGCGAAAUGGCCGAAAUCCAAAUCUCUGCUCUACAGUCUACAACCGUGCCGGCAAAGAACGUCGACAGGCCGGUCUACAUCGCGCGGUUCAACGUCCAAGGCAGCUCUGCCGACUACGUCGGCUUCAUCGCCGCCAUCCGCAACAAUCUCGCCAACCCGAAGCACUCCACGCACAACCGUCCGGUGCUGCCGCCGGUGCUGCCGUCGGUUGUGCCGAACGUCGAGCCGACGCCGAGCCGAUGGUUCCACGUUGAGCUCAAGACGAGGACCAGCACGCUCACGAUCGCCGCCCGCGCCGACAACCUCUACCUGGAGGGAUUCAGGAGCAGCGACGGCACGUGGUGGGAGCUCACCAAGGGCCUCAUCCCCGGCGCAACCUACGUCGGCUUCGGCAACAGCUACGGCAACCUCCUCGGCAACUCGCUUAAUCUCAGCAAUCUCCCUAUCGGCCGGCAGCAGAUGAACGACGCCGUGGACGCCUUGGCCAGCCGCACCAGGGCCGAUCUGACCUCCGGCCCGAAGCAGCACGAGGCGAAGGAAGCGGUGGCGACGCUGCUCCUUAUGGUGCACGAGGCCACGCGCUUCCAGUCCGUGUCAGGGUUCGUGGCCACCCAGCUGCAGGCGAAGGACAAGAAGAGCGACAAGAUAACCACGGAGAUGAAGGCCCAGGUGAAUGGGUGGAAGGAGCUGUCCAAGGCUCUGCUGAAGACGGACGUGAAGCCGCCGGCGAAAUUCACGCCGAUCGAGAAGAUGGGCGUCCUGACUGCGGAACAGGCGGCCGCCACGCUCGGAAUCCUGCGGUUUGUCGAGGUGCCUGGUGGGAUGACGGAGGCCAAGGCGCUGGAGCUGUUUCAUGCGAGUGGCAGGAAUUAGAGCUUUGUUGCAGUCGUGCAGGUGCACACUGAUGCUUCACGCAGCCAAAAUCCUAGCAUCCACGUAAACUUGCUCUGUUUUAUUAUCCUUUAUUUAUAAUUUGCAUUACCACUGUAUUUCGAAUAAACAUGUUGAGACUUGAGGAGUGAUAAAUAAAUAAAUUAGCAUCAUAAA